AUAUAUUCCAACUACACAACCACCAUUUCGUGAGUCUGCAACCAACGCGCCAAGUCAGGAUCGCCUUUCCCGUCAUACUGAAAUAAGAUAACAUCAGGAGAAAUUGUUUUUGAAUAACGGAAAUAUGAUGGUCACUCCGGCGGAUUUAGUGCUUCUGCUGCUGAUUGGCUCAUUAAGAGUUGGUGCUGCCGUGACGAGCCAGGAUACUUCGCCGCCUUCCUCGUGGGCCAAACUCCAGAUAUCGCCCAACACGCUCGGCUCCAUGGAAUUCGGCCAUUUCGGCAUCGACGUCUACGAGCACGCCAGCAACCACAAAGAAUCUACCCCGGAAGAUCAGUGCAAAAAAUGCAAAUAUUACUUUGCCCCCAUUUCGCUGCUGGAUCACACGAGUGCCGUCAGUUUGUUGAACAACGUGACCAACCAGGCCGAGAUGCGAUUCCGCAUCUACUUCUGGAACGCGGAGCUCAAAACAAAAGUCGUUGAAUACGUGGCGAAAGUGUUGGGGCAGAAAGUCAACGACCAUCAGGUGCAACUCAUUCCCUUUGAGAACGUCAUAUUAACCAGCUCGCUGUCCAGCGCCUCUUUCUCCUUGCCGACCGAAUGGAAAUCGAUGAAUCAUCAUCAUUUCAUUAACUUUAGUCUGUCCUGCCCGGAUCUCAAGGAUUGCGACCAACUGGCGUCGGAAAUGCGCUCCCGUCCGGAGCAGUUCGACCACUUCAAACUGCGUUUCAGCUUGGCGUCGCAGACGUCGCAAACCAGAGAAACGGUCAUCCGCAUCGAGAGCGUCACUUCCGGAGAGAUGGUAAAUAGUCUCUUGCAGAAAUUCGGCAGACGUAAAGAGGAGGUAUACCUGACGGCCAAAGACGCGAAUCGGAUGCUGGCGGAAACGGCCACCAACAUCCGAAUCGACUCGUUCGACGACUCGGACGUCGUUGACCCCAGUUCCGAAAAGGAAAUCCACAAAAUCCUCGAAGAAUUGCUCAUCAGCUCCAGGAAGGAAAUCACGAAAUUCAACGAGAAAAUCUGGCAGUCCGUUUUUUGGAACGACGACAAUUAUCGACCGGAUAAGGCGACGAAAACGUUGAACGAAUGGCACAGCAAGAUGGACAAGGAAAACCAAAAGAAGCUGGAGGAAUCCUAUACUGAUACCAAAAAAUUAGCAGUUGCCACGGACGUCAAGACGCUAGCCGUCAAAGUGGCAGCCUCAGUCGAUUCGGAUUUUUCCCGCCAAGGAGCCAAUUUGAACGAGGAGCUGUCUAAACUCUACCAGGAGAGCAAAGAUCACGUCGAGUGGGACGGAGUGAAAUUCGUGCCCAAGCCAAUGAAACUGAGCAGGGUCAACAUGGCCAAAUUAAACGACAGACAGGCGUUUCAGAAUCGCAAAGUGCGCGUCCGCUAUACAACGGCCGUCCUGUCGACGGCCAUCAAUUUGGCCCAGCACCCCGAAUUGACCAUCACCGACGAAUGGCAAAGUCUGAAAUCGGAGGUGGCUAAUUUAAAAACGGCAUUGAACGCGUUAAUAAGAGAAGACGUUGUGGAUAUUGGGAGAAUUCCCAGUUCCUGUUCGGAUCUGCACCAAAUCGGACACACGAAAAGCGGACUGUAUUCGGUCAUGGGAACCAAAAUGGUUGAAACUGUUUAUUGCAAUUUUCUGAGUAACGGCGAAGAAAAGCAGAAGUGGAUUGGAUAUAACGACGUCAAAUCACAUCCGACUUAUUUCUACGUCCAGAGGAACACGCCCUUCUUCAUUAUGAACAUUCCGAUCCCGUUCCAUCUGGAGAAACUAAACGUCGGCAACGCCAUGAAAUUGAAAACGGGCAAGUUCACGGCGCCUCGGGCGGGGACGUAUUAUUUCUUUUUCACGGGAGUGGCCCAGUUUCCCAAGUCGCCGACUCUACUGCAGCUCGGCGUGUCUCUCUGCCUCAACGGCCAUAAAAUCGGAAUGGGCUGGGUCGAGGAGGCCAACACGGCCAACUUCCAAUCGAGUCCUUUGACCAUCCAGUCGACAGUCCAUUUGCAAUCGGGCGAUCAGGUUUGGGUCCAGAUUUUCGCCAUGUCGGCAGGAGUGUCUCUGUUCGAAUGCUGCGAUUAUUAUUUCACUUUGUUUUCUGGGUGGGUCUUGCAGGAGGAUAUUGUUAAAUCGCUCAAGUGAAUACUAUCGUUAAUAAUGAAUCCAACUCGUAUAGUUAGCCCUUUUUGUUU
Messenger RNA from Daphnia pulicaria, 2202 nucleotides. RefSeq lists its product as uncharacterized. Gene Ontology annotation, molecular function: zinc ion binding; metalloendopeptidase activity; protein binding. Bases 125 to 2152 code for a protein of 675 amino acids. The transcript is spliced from 4 exons. Lineage: Eukaryota; Metazoa; Arthropoda; Branchiopoda; Diplostraca; Daphniidae. The record is from RefSeq and is a predicted model, not a curated record.